Molecule: messenger RNA, 9118 nt
Organism: Pseudophryne corroboree (corroboree frog)
Lineage: Eukaryota; Metazoa; Chordata; Amphibia; Anura; Myobatrachidae
Product: paternally-expressed gene 3 protein-like
Source: RefSeq, a predicted model, not a curated record
AUGGACACACAAGCAGGAAUAUCUCAGAAGGACAUCUAAUGUUAUCCCCGGAUUGUAACAUAAAAGAUAAUGACAGCAGACAGGAUUCUCCAGGAGAUAACCCCAUUACCCCAAUUAUACAUCCAGCUCUAUCAGCUGAUCCCUUUGAUCCUGGAAAAUGUUCUCCUGAUCACUCUGAUAUUGGUGUAUCUGUUACACCUCUGACAGUAGAUAUAGAGUUUCCCUGUUCUAUAGGUGCCAGAUGUUUUACACAGAACACAAAGCCUAUUAACCCACAGACAGGUAACGCAAGUGAGAGGCCAUUUCUAUGUUCUGAGUGUGGGAAAUGUUUUGCAUACAAAUCAGAUCUUGUUGCACAUCAGAGAAUUCACACAGGUGAGAAGCCAUUUCCAUGUUCUGAGUGUGGGAAAUGUUUUGCACACAAAUCAGAUCUUAUUAAACAUCAAAGAUAUCACACAGGUGAAAAGCCAUUUCCAUGUUCUGAGUGUGGGAAAUGUUUUGCACACAAAUCAGAUCUUGUUAUACAUCAGAGAAUUCACACAGGUGAGGAGCCAUUUCCAUGUUCUGAGUGUGGGAAAUGUUUUGCACGCAAAUCAGAUCUUGUUAUACAUCAGAGAAGUCACACAGGUGAGAAGCCAUUUUCAUGUUCUGAGUGUGGGAAAUGUUUUGCACACAAAUCACAUCUUGUUAGACAUAACAGAAGUCACACAGGUGAGAAGCCAUUUUCUUGCUCUGAGUGUGGGAAAUGUUUUAUCCAGAAAUCACAUCUAGUUAUACAUCAAAGAAGUCACACAGGUCAGAAUCCAUUUCCAUGUUCUGAGUGUGGGAAAUGUUUUGCACGCAAAUCAGAUCUUGUUAUACAUCAGAGAAGUCACACAGGUGAGAAGCCAUUUUCAUGUUCUGAGUGUGGGAAAUGUUUUGCACACAAAUCACAUCUUGUUAGACAUAACAGAAGUCACACAGGUGAGAAGCCAUUUUCUUGCUCUGAGUGUGGGAAAUGUUUUAUCCAGAAAUCACAUCUAGUUAUACAUCAAAGAAGUCACACAGGUGAGAAUCCAUUUCCAUGUUCUGAGUGUGGGAAAUGUUUUGCACAGAAAUCAGAUCUCAUUAAACAUAAGAGAAGUCACACAGGUGAGAAGCCAUGUUCUUGCUAUGAGUGUGGGAAAUGUUUUACCUGUAAAUCACAACUUGUUACACAUCAGCGAAGUCAAGGUGAGAAGACAUUUCCAUGUUCUGAGUGUGGGAAAUGUUUUGCACACAAAUCAGAUCUUAUUAAACAUGAGAGAAGUCACACAGGUGAGAGGCCAUUUCUAUGUUCUGAGUGUGGGAAAUGUUUUGCAUACAAAUCAGAUCUUGUUGCACAUCAGAGAAUUCACACAGGUGAGAAGCCAUUUCCAUGCUCUGAGUGUGGGAAAUGUUUUGCACACAAAUCAGAUCUUAUUAAACAUCAAAGAUAUCACACAGGUGAAAAGCCAUUUCCAUGUUCUGAGUGUGGGAAAUGUUUUGCACACAAAUCAGAUCUUAUUAUACAUCAGAGAAUUCACACAGGUGAGGAGCCAUUUCCAUGUUCUGAGUGUGGGAAAUGUUUUGCACGCAAAUCAGAUCUUGUUAUACAUCAGAGAAGUCACACAGGUGAGAAGCCAUUUUCAUGUUCUGAGUGUGGGAAAUGUUUUGCACACAAAUCACAUCUUGUUAGACAUAACAGAAGUCACACAGGUGAGAAGCCAUUUUCUUGCUCUGAGUGUGGGAAAUGUUUUAUCCAGAAAUCACAUCUAGUUAUACAUCAAAGAAGUCACACAGGUGAGAAUCCAUUUCCAUGUUCUGAGUGUGGGAAAUGUUUUGCACAGAAAUCAGAUCUCAUUAAACAUAAGAGAAGUCACACAGGUGAGAAGCCAUUUUCUUGCUAUGAGUGUGGGAAAUGUUUUACCUGUAAAUCACAACUUGUUACACAUCAGCAAAGUCACAGGGUUCUUCUAUCUACUAUGCUUUUUGCUCCAGUUGUGGGUGAUGCCAGUUGGCUGGGACUCAGUCCUGGUGAAACAGCAGCUGCAACAAGUCAGAAGGCUGUUAAAACCAGAGUAGAUACAUCUAUGUUACAGACUACACAAGAUGAUACAACAGAUGAGGAUCCAGUGUAUUCAAAUACUCCAUAUGACGAACAGUCGGAGGGUUUCAGCUCAGAGGAUAUAGCUGAGCUUAUUGAUGCCAUGAAGGCUGUUCUGUCUCUGGAAGAAUCAGCUAAGGCAAUAUCAAAAUCUAAAGCACCUGUGUUUAAACGUCCAAAAACAGUUAAGAUUGAGUUUCCAUGGUCAAAGGAACUGACGGAAAUUAUGGAAGAGCCUUGGGCUACACCCAAUAAGAAGUAUAGAAUUCUGAAAAGAUGGGAUUCUUACUAUCCUUUUCCGACUGCGGACUGUUCAAAUAGAGAAGUUCCUCCUAAAUCAGACAGUUUCAGUUCAUGCAGCAAUGCGAGUGAUGGGUCUGAUGGUGUCAACAUUCGACAUGGUGGAAUAUGCACAAUUCCAUUCAAGACCUCUGCAGCACCUGAUUCUGACCAGAUGGAAUGGAAGACAUCAGACAAAAAGUCAGAUGAUAUAGCUUCCAUUAAACGUAAAAAGGUCACUAGCCUGGUGGCUACACACGAACCAUCUAGACAAGGGGAGACCCUUUUGGAUAUCAGAUUGGAUAUUACACCGGAGCUGGAAGUAGAGCCUUCCAUGAGCGAGGCAACUGAAGUGGAUGACCCAACCCCAGAGCCACGACCCCCGAAACAGCAGUGGUCAUCCAGAAACCCACUUCUGCCCCGCCCAGCUCACAACAGUUCUUUUACUCACAGCAGGAGGUUCUUAAUAGGACCCCAGACUUGGAGCAAACUUUUGGUAGAACGUCUUUCUCGUAUAAAGGCAGAAGAUAUAAGGAGAGAAGAAGAGACGUAUGUGACUGAUAUAAAGGCAGAAGAUAUAGAGGGAGAAGAAGAGACGUAUGUGACUGAUAUAAAGGCAGAAGAUAUAGAGGGAGAAGAAGAGACGUAUGUGACUGAUAUAAAGGCAGAAGAUACAGAGGGAGAAGAAGAGACGUAUGUGACUGAUAUGAAGGCAGAAGAUAUAGGGGGAGAAGAAGAGACGUAUGUGACUGAUAUAAAGGCAGAAGAUAUAGAGGGAGAAGAAGAGACGUAUGUGACUGAUAUAAAGGCAGAAGAUACAGAGGGAGAAGAAAAGAUGUAUGUGACUGAUAUAAUGGCAGAAGAUACAGCGGGAGAAGAAGAGACGUAUGUGACUGAUAUAAAGGCAGAAGAUAUAGAGGGAGAAGAAGAGACGUAUGUGACUGAUAUAAAGGCAGAAGAUAUAGAGGGAGAAGAAGAGACGUAUGUGACUGAUAUAAAGGCAGAAGAUACAGAGGGAGAAGAAAAGACGUAUGUGACUGAUAUAAUGGCAGAAGAUACAGCGGGAGGAGAAGAGACGUAUGUGACUGAUAUAAAGGCAGAAGAUAUAGAGGGAGAAGAAGAGACGUAUGUGACUGAUAUAAAGGCAGAAGAUAUAGAGGGAGAAGAAGAGACGUAUGUGACUGAUAUGAAGGCAGAAGAUAUAGAGGGAGAAGAAGAGACGUAUGUGACUGAUAUAAAGGCAGAAGAUACAGAGGGAGAAGAAGAGGCGUAUGUGACUGAUAUGAAGGCAGAAUAUACAGAGGGAGAAGAAGAGACGUAUGUGAGGGGUGAUCAGCAGUGUAAGGAGGAGGAGAUCCCUACAGAUAUCAGCACAGCAGAUGGACCCACAAGCAGGAAUAUCUCAGAAGGACAUCUAAUGUUAUCCCUGGAUUGUGAAAUAACAGAUAACGACAGUAGACAGGAUUCUCCAGGAGAUAACCUCAUUACCCCAAUUAUACAUCCAGCUCUAUCAACUGAUCCCCCUGAUCCUGGGAAAUGUUCUCCUGAUAACUCUGAUAUUGGUGCAUCUAUUACAGCUCUGAGAUUAGAUACAGAGUUUCCCUGUUCUACAGAUGCCAAAUGUUUUACACAGAACACAAACCGUAUUACUCAUCAGCCAGCUAAGGCAGGUGGGAGGCCAUUUCCAUGUUCUGAGUGUGGGAAAUGUUUUACAUAUAAAUCAGAUCUUGUUACACAUCAGAGACGUCACACUGGUGAGAAGCCAUUUCCAUGUUCUGAGUGUGGGAAAUUUUUUACAAGUAAAUCAAAUCUUGUUACACAUCAGAGACUUCACACAGGUGAGAAGCCGUAUUCCUGUUCUGAGUGUGGGAAAUGUUUUGCACAGAAAUCUGAUCUUUUUAAACAUCAGAGAAGUCACACAGGUGAGAAGCCGUAUUCCUGUUCUGAGUGUGGGAAAUGUUUUGCAUCGAAAUCAUAUCUUGUUACACAUCAGAGAAGUCACACAGGUGAGAAGCCGUAUUCCUGUUCUGAGUGUAUGAAAUGUUUUCCACAGAAAUCAGAUCUUAUUACACAUCAGAGAAGUCACACAGGUGAGAAGCCGUAUUCCUGCUCUGAGUGUGGGAAAUUUUUUGCAUCGAAAUCAAAUCUUGUUACACAUCAGAGAAGUCACACAGGUGAGAAGCCGUAUUCCUGUUCUGAGUGUGGGAAAUGUUUUACAUCGAAAUCGGAUCUUUUUAAACAUCAGAGAAGGCACACAGGUGAGAAGCCGUAUUCCUGUUCUGAGUGUAUGAAAUGUUUUACACAGAAAUCAGGUCUUGUUACACAUCAGAGAAGGCACACAGGUGAGAAGCCGUAUUCCUGUUCUGAGUGUAUGAAAUGUUUUCCACAGAAAUCAGGUCUUGUUACACAUCAGAGAAGUCACACUGGUGAGGAGCCAUUUCCAUAUUCUGAGUGUGGGAAAUUUUUUACAAAUAAAUCAAAUCUUGUUACACAUCAGAGAAGUCACACAGGUGAGAAGCCGUAUUCCUGUUCUGAGUGUGGGAAAUGUUUUGUAUCGAAACCAAAUCUUGUUACACAUCAGAGAAGUCACACAGGUGAGAAGCCAUAUUCCUGUUCUGAGUGUGGGAAAUGUUUUCCACAGAAAUCGGCUCUUGUUACACAUCAGAGAAGUCACACAGGUGAGAAGCAGUAUUCCUGUUCUGAGUGUAUGAAAUGUUUUCCACAGAAAUCAGAUCUUAUUACACAUCAGAGAAGUCACACUGGUGAGAAGCCAUUUCCAUGUUCUGAGUGUGGGAAAUUUUUUGCAUCGCAAUCAAUUCUUGUUACACAUCAGAGAAGUCACACAGGUGAGAAGCCGUAUUCCUGUUCUGAGUGUGGGAAAUGUUUUGCAUCAAAAUCAAAUCUUGUUGCACAUCAGAAAAGUCACACAGGUGAGAAGCCGUAUUCCUGUUCUGAGUGUGGGAAAUGUUUUGUAUCGAAACCAAAUCUUGUUACACAUCAGAGAAGUCACACAGGUGAGAAGCCAUAUUCCUGUUCUGAGUGUGGGAAAUGUUUUCCACAGAAAUCGGCUCUUGUUACACAUCAGAGAAGUCACACAGGUGAGCAGCCAUAUUCCUGUUCUGAGUGUGGGAAAUGUUUUGCACACAAAUCAUCUUUUGUUAGUCAUCAGAGAAGUCACACAGGUGAGAAGCCGUAUUCCUGUUCUGUGUGUGGGAAAUGUUUUCCACAGAAAUCGGCUCUUGUUACACAUCAGAGAAGUCACACAGGUGAGAAGCCGUAUUCCUGUUCUGAGUGUGGGAAAUUUUUUGCAACAAAAUCAAAUCUUGUUACACAUCAGAGAAGUCACACAGGUGAGAAGCCGUAUUCCUGUUCUAAGUGUGGGAAAUGUUUUACACAGAAAUCAGGUCUUGAUACACAUCAGCGAUUUCACAGGUGAGAAGCCAUUUUCUUGCUGUGAGAGAAAUAAAUCCGCUCUUGUUGAACAUAUUAGACAUUACCCAAGCACGGAAUCAUUUAAAUCUUCUGGAGUAUAAUUAUCACUGUCAUGCAAUGUUCCUCAAGGGUCAAUCCUAUCUCCUAUGCUUCAUGCAAUAUACAGUCUGGUCCAUAUAUGUUGGGACAUCGACACAAUUCUCAUAUUUUGGGCUCUAUACACCACCACAAUGGAUUUGAAAUUAAACAAACAAGAUGUGCUUUAACUGCAGACUUUCCGCUUUAAUUUGAGGGUAUAUACAUCAAAAUCAGGUGAACGGUGUAGGAAUUAAAAUGGUUUUUAUAUGUGCCUCCCACUUUUUAAGGGACCAAAAGUAAUGGUACAAACUAAACAAUCCUAAAUCAAAUAUUGUAAAUCAGUAGAUCAGUGCGCUCGUCCAGUUCAACAAAAAAUACUUUACUACUUAAUGUGGUCGCAGCCCGGAUCAGUGUUUCGUGAAUUGAGCUUUGACAUAUUUUCCAAGGGCGAUCUGAUUACCAUCUCCUAGAUGAAGACCUGGAUACAAUAUCCAUACUGAUAUGCAAAUAUUUAUCUGGUACGCAUAUAAAUUUUGUGUGAUAACUGAAUUUAAUCCCACAUACGGAAAUAUACUACGCUAUAUAGCGAUUCUUUGUGUCUCCUAGCAGCAUUUAGAUCCCAGCAGUAACCUGGACUAAAGAAUGGGGGACGGAUACGCCAUGUGUCAAGCCGUAAUCCGUACGCUAUAAUAUUCUUGCGUGUGACAAAACUAGUGAUGAGCGGAUUCGGUUUUACUCUGUUCUCAAAACGGCAUCUUAUUGGCUUACAGAUGUCAUGUGUUUUGUAUAGCCAAAAAGAUUCUGUUUUGAGAUCCGAGUAAAACCGAAUCCGCUCAUCACUAGACAAAACUGAUUGAAAAAUACUACACCAUAGUCGCUCUCUUGUUUCUUCCUUUGUUUCCAGAAUCCUAAAUCAAACUUUUACUUUUUAAUACUUUGUUGCAAAUCCUUUUGUCAGUUACAGCCUGAAGUCUGGAAAGCAUAGACAUCACCAGACGCUGGGUUUCAUCCCUGGUGAUGCUAUGCCAGGCCUCUACUGCAAAUGUCUUCAGUUCCUGCUUGUUCUUGGGGCAUUUUCUCUUCCGUUUUGUCUUCAUCAAGUGAAAUGCAUGCUCAAUCGGAUUCAGGUCAGGUGAUUGACUUGGCCAUUGCAUAACAUUCCACUUAUUUGCCUUAAACGCUUUGGUUGCUUUCGCAGUAUGCGUCGGGUCAUUGUCCAUCUGCACUGUGAAGCGCCUUCCAGUGAGUUCCGAAACAUUUGACUGAAUAUGAGCAGAUAAAACUGCCCAAAACACUUCAGCAUUCAUCCUGCUGCUUUUAUCAGCAGUCACAUCAAUAAAUACAAGGAAACCAGUUCCAUUGGCAUCCAUACAUGCCCACGCCAUGACACUACCACCACCAUGCUUCACUGAUGAGCUGGUAGGUUUUGGAUCAUGAGCAGUUCCUUUCCUUCUCCAUACUCUUUUCUUCCCAUCACUCUGGUACAAGUUGAUAUUUGUCUCAUCUGUCCAUAGGAUGUUGUUCCAGGACUGUAAAGGCUUUUUUAGAUGUUGUUUGCAAACUCUAAUCUGGUCUUCCUGUUUUAUUGCUCACCAAUGGUUUACAUCUUGUGGUGAACCCUCUAUAUUCACUCUUGUGAAGUCCUGGAGAGUGUUCUUGAUCUGGGCAACUGUUGUGAUGGGGUUCGUGCUAUUUAGUACACUAGUAGUGUACUAAAUAGCACGAACAGCUUGUAACGUAGAGUGGCAAAUUUAAUCUUUCUAUGUAUAAUGGAGAGAAAUAAAAGCUCCUCCCUAAGUUCCUGGAUGCCAAAUCACUGUCCUUAGUAUCUCUGUACGUUUUUUCUAUUAGAGUACUAAUUAGCACGAACAGCUUAUAAUGAACAACACAGAUUCUCACAACACAGAUUCUCUAAUGCCGACGAUCUACAGUACUGUGUUGCUCGAACAGUUAGUUGCGUCAGAAUACACUAAUUUAUACUUACUGGUAUGUCUAUACGUGCUCAUUACCGCUGUGUAUUUUAGAUAGUGAAUGAGUCACUCCUGCAGAUUUAUCCCGAUUUGUGUGAAACCUGUGUGCACCCUUCUGUUGAAUGUUUUACAAUGGAUUACACAGAAAAAAUAAUAAUAAAGUGAAUGUGACGGGAACACAAAAAAAAUUGACACUUUGGGAAUCGAACCCGGUACUCUCAGCAUGGCAGACCGGAGCCUUCAUCGCUAGCCCAUAGCACUGCACGGAAAAUACUCAAGUUCAUGUGUAAAAGUACUACAAAGAGCGAUUCCUCCCCAUUGGUCUUUGUUUAUGCCGUUAGGGGACUCGGACGCUCAUUUCGUGCACUGUACAUACUGUAAAGUCAAUGAGCUACAUUAGUUGUGUCUGCAUACACAAGUGUUUUAACACGUUCAUUUGCAUCUGUAUAAACUAUACACACAGGGAUUUGGCAUCCAGAAACUUAGGGAGGAGCUUUUAUCUCUCCCCAUUAUACUUAAUACUACGGGAUUUGGACACUCGCAUAUCCCUAACAUCAAUAGACCAUACUGUAUCUGUAACACGUUCAUUUGCAUCUGUAUAUGCUGUACUAUUUGCACCUUUACUGUAUAUACUGUUAUAGACUUUAUGACUGUAGCAUAAUGUAGCGUAAUGAGAUGCACCAGUAAAGUAGUUCUUACGCUGUAGUUCAGUAUUGUAUUUUAAUGGAGACCACACGCUUGCGCAUUGGUGAUUUAAAAAAGCGACAUCUGGUGGAUGAUCUUAGGUAUUACACUCAAAGGUAACGCCAAACGCUCUGUGUGCCUUCCUACGACUAGGCGCGCCUCCUUGCGCCCAGGUACGCUGCGUAUGCCUGAUCGCGACUAACGUUUCAGUCAGCCAAGAUAACGUAGGACCCGUCUGUAUAUUUAGUUCCUAAAUAAUACAUCCCAAAUGCUUAGGUCUUUUUUCUGCUGUUUAUUUUGUAUCUUGUGCUUUGUGUAAAUGUGAAUGUCUAAUACCAGUUUCCACAAUCUGUAUUGCUGCACGACAAUAUGGCGGCCAUUGGAACGUGUUUUCACUUCUAGUUUGCCUAACUUGUUGCUGACACUCAUCUUGAUAAGGAGUGCUGAGUGUUUUCUGAUACAAGAUCCUGUCCAUAUAUACCCUGUACAUUACCAUGUGCAUUAGAGUCACCCGGGUUCCAUCUGCGGUGGUUUGUUGUAUGUUACAUCUAUAUGGUGCGGAUACUCCUCU